Chinchilla lanigera (long-tailed chinchilla) is the source of this 3378-nucleotide messenger RNA. RefSeq names its product ATPase, H+/K+ transporting, nongastric, alpha polypeptide (gene Atp12a). Gene Ontology annotation, cellular component: membrane. The record is from RefSeq and is a predicted model, not a curated record. Gene Ontology annotation, molecular function: ATP binding; P-type sodium:potassium-exchanging transporter activity; ATP hydrolysis activity. Gene Ontology annotation, biological process: intracellular potassium ion homeostasis; proton transmembrane transport; potassium ion import across plasma membrane. NCBI's taxonomy places the organism in Eukaryota, Metazoa, Chordata, Mammalia, Rodentia, Chinchillidae.
AAAACGCUGCACAUUUACUCCGUGGAGCUCGAUGGAGCCAAGGACGCCAAGAAGACGGGCCAGGAGGAUGACAAGAAGCACAACGACGUGGAUCUCAAAAAGAGUCAUCAGAAAGAGGAGCUGAAGAAGGAGCUUGAUCUGGAGGAUCACAGACUCACCAGUGAGGAACUGGAACAGAAAUAUGGCACAAACAUCAUCAGAGGUCUCUCCAGUGCUAGAGCUGCUGAGCUCCUGGCUCGCGAUGGGCCCAAUGCCCUCAGCCCUCCCAAGCAGACGCCAGAGAUUAUCAAGUUCCUCAGGCAGAUGAUUGGGGGCUUCUCCAUCCUUCUGUGGAUAGGAGCCAUCCUGUGCUGGAUUGCGUAUGGGGCUCAGUAUGUCAGCGAUAAGUCUACAUCCCUUGACAAUGUGUACUUGGGUGUGGUGCUUGCCCUGGUUGUGAUUCUAACAGGGAUCUUUGCUUAUUAUCAAGAGGCCAAAAGUACCAACAUCAUGGCCAGCUUCAGUAAGAUGAUCCCCCAGGAAGCUCUUGUCAUUCGUGACGCAGAAAAGAAGGUCAUCCCCGCAGAGCAGCUGGUGGUGGGGGACAUAGUGGAGAUUAAAGGAGGAGACCAGAUCCCUGCGGACAUCAGGCUGCUGUCUUCCCAGGGGUGCAAGGUGGAUAAUUCCUCCCUCACUGGGGAAUCUGAGCCCCAGCCUCGCUCAAGUGAGUUUACCCACGAAAACCCCCUGGAAACAAAGAACAUUGCCUUUUACUCCACAACCUGUCUGGAAGGCACUGCAGCCGGCAUGGUCAUCAACACGGGUGACCGCACCAUCAUUGGUCGCAUAGCCUCCUUGGCCUCAGGGGUUGGAAAUGAGAAGACGCCCAUUGCCAUUGAGAUUGAGCACUUUGUGCAUAUUGUGGCCGGAGUGGCCGUCUCCAUCGGCGUCCUUUUCUUCAUCAUCGCCGUGUCCUUGAAGUACCGUGUUCUGGACUCCAUCAUCUUCCUCAUUGGCAUCAUUGUGGCAAAUGUGCCGGAGGGCCUCCUGGCCACUGUCACUGUGACCCUGUCACUGACAGCGAAGCGGAUGGCCAAGAAGAACUGCCUGGUGAAGAACCUGGAGGCAGUGGAGACACUGGGCUCCACCUCCAUCAUCUGCUCAGACAAGACGGGGACGCUGACCCAGAACAGGAUGACGGUGGCACAUCUGUGGUUCGACAGUCAGAUCUUCAUGGCUGACACAAGCGAGAACCAAACAGACCAAGCCUUUGACCAAAGCUCCGGAACCUGGGCCUCCUUAUCCAAGAUAAUAGCACUGUGUAACCGAGCUGAGUUCAGGCCAGGACAGGAAAGCGUCCCCAUCAUGAAGAAAGUUGUGGUUGGCGAUGCAUCAGAAACUGCUCUUUUGAAAUUCUCUGAGGUCGUUUUGGGUGAUGUGAUGGAAAUAAGAAAAAGAAACCGCAAAGUAGCUGAAAUCCCUUUUAACUCUACUAACAAAUUUCAGCUGUCCAUACAUGAGACAGAAGACCCUGAAGACAAGCGCUUCCUCGUGGUGAUGAAGGGGGCCCCAGAGAGGAUCUUAGAGAAGUGCAGCACCAUCAUGAUCCAUGGCCAGGAGCAGCCGCUGGACAAGAGCAGCGCCAACGCCUUCCACACAGCCUACAUGGAGCUGGGUGGCCUGGGCGAGCGCGUGUUAGGUUUCUGUCAUCUCUACCUGCCAGCAGACAAGUUUCCAGAAAGCUAUUCAUUUGAUGUGGACACCAUGAACUUUCCCACUUCCAACUACUGCUUUGUGGGGCUUCUGUCAAUGAUUGACCCCCCUCGGUCCACCGUGCCAGAUGCAGUUGCCAAAUGCCGGAGUGCAGGAAUCAAGGUCAUUAUGGUUACAGGAGAUCAUCCCAUCACAGCCAAAGCUAUCGCCAAGAGUGUGGGGAUCAUCUCAGCCAACAGCGAGACAGUGGAAGACAUUGCCAAACGCUGUAAUAUUGCUGUGGAGCAAGUUAACAAACAGGAUGCUAGAGCUGCUGUGGUGACUGGCAUGGAGCUGAAAGACAUGACUCCGGAACAGCUGGACGAGAUCUUAGCCAACUACCCAGAAAUUGUCUUUGCCCGGACAUCCCCCCAGCAGAAACUGAUCAUCGUAGAGGGCUGUCAGAGGCAGGACGCAGUUGUUGCUGUGACAGGGGAUGGAGUGAAUGACUCUCCAGCCCUAAAGAAAGCAGACAUUGGGAUUGCCAUGGGGAUAGCAGGUUCUGAUGCUGCUAAAAAUGCAGCUGACAUGGUCUUGCUGGAUGACAAUUUUGCAUCUAUUGUCACAGGAGUCGAGGAAGGUCGCCUGAUCUUUGACAAUCUAAAGAAGACCAUUGCAUACACCCUGACCAAGAACAUUGCCGAACUUUGCCCCUUCUUGAUCUACAUAAUGGUUGGGCUCCCCCUGCCCAUUGGCACCAUUACCAUCCUGUUCAUCGACCUGGGCACAGAUAUAAUCCCGUCCAUCGCCUUGGCGUAUGAGAAAGCUGAAAGUGACAUCAUGAACAGGAAGCCGCGCCACAAGAAGAAGGACAGACUGGUGAACCAGCAGCUUGCUGUCUACUCUUACCUGCACAUUGGCCUCAUGCAGGCCCUGGGAGCUUUCCUCGUGUAUUUCACCGUCUACGCACAGCAGGGCUUUUGGCCCACUUCCCUCCUUCACCUGCGGGUAUACUGGGAAGAUGAUGAUGUGAAUGACUUGGAAGACAGCUAUGGUCAGGAGUGGACAAGGUACCAGAGGGAAUACCUUGAGUGGACAGGCUACACAGCCUUCUUUGUUGGCAUCAUGGUUCAGCAGAUAGCAGAUCUGAUCAUCAGGAAAACCCGGAGGAAUUCCAUCUUCCAGCAGGGUCUCUUCAGAAAUAAAGUUAUCUGGGUGGGGAUUGCCUCCCAGAUCAUCGUUGCCCUGAUUCUCUCCUAUGGCCUUGGGAGUGUCACCGCCCUGAAUUUCACCAUGCUCAGGGCUCAGUAUUGGUUUGUGGCUGUCCCGCACGCCAUCUUGAUUUGGGUGUAUGACGAAGGACGAAAACUGUUCAUCAGGCUCUACCCUGGAAGUUGGUGGGAUAAGAACAUGUAUUACUGAGACUAUAUCACUCCCUGGAAGAUUUCUAUGUAGUACAGACAUCAUCAAGAGAGAUGUUCAUACAGAAAAUUAUAUGAGAGAUAUUUUGUACUUUAAAGCUGAGGUUUGACUGUUUAUAUAGAAUUUUAAUCUCUUGCUCCAUUUCCUUAUUUUAAAAUAUGUGAACCCCAAAGUAAUGAUGUAGAGAAGAAUAUGUUUAUAUGUAUAUAAAGCUCUCUGUUUUAAGUAAUCUUGUAUAACCCAAGUCCCUGCUGUGGUCUUUUUAAACUAAAAUGGAACUGGUCA